AUGACCGCCCAAUUGGACUUGAAUGAUGUCAUUAAGGAUAUAGAGCUUCUUUACACGUCUCAAGAUGCUGAUCAAAUUCAUUUCAUUCAAGACAAAUUACAAACGUACCAGAAAAGUGAACAUGGCGAUGAACUAGGACUAAAACUACUACAACAUCCUCACAACACUGUUAAAUAUUUCGGUGCUCUUACAAUCACUGUUUAUCUCAACACAUUUGGUUGUAAGAAUUAUGAGCAAACUUUUCACCAAAUCCUGCUUGUCAUCAAGGACUUAACCAAUGAAAACUUUCAUUCCAACUUAUUUAUCAUAAAGAAGCUAUUGAGUUGCUUGUCAUUGAUAUAUAUACUGAAUUAUCAACAAUUUGACCCUAUAUUAGUGUUUGCAAAGUUAUUAAACCCAUCAGCCAGUUCAGUUAUAGAGUUUAUUACCCAUUUACAGGACCUGAAACAAUUGGAACUACUUCUAUACCUACUAUCAACAAUAGUUGAAGAAGUGCAUAAAAUUCCGUCUUCCGUACCAGAGUUGCAAUCAACUAUACGUGCUACAAUUUUCAAUCACCUACAAACUGUUCUUGAGUAUUUACUGCAACAAUAUUCCCAAUUACCGGAGGAGUUCAUACUCCUUUUACUUGACUGUUUGAACUCAUGGGUGGUAUAUGCGUCAACUGCGGAAGCUCGCUCUGAAGUGCGAUACGCUGACGACUUGGGAUCUUUCCUAACCCUUAUUUUGAAACAAUUGGAUAAUAAUUUCGACAUUGACAAAAUGGAACUUUAUAAUAAGACAUUUUCUGUUUUGACGGAGUUUGUUGAUCAUAUUGCUCGAGCAUUGAAUUCCUUUAAAGCUACUUUGAUGGAGAUUUUCUUUGGAGAAGGCAAGUUUGGAAUGCAGAUGUUAAAUACUAUAUUUGCCGACCAAGAGUUGAUGGAAGCAUAUCGACUGGAGGUCGACAACUACAUUAAUUUGAUUAUUGGCUACCUUGAAUUGAACAUCAUUCAACUUACAAGAAACAUACUACAUGAGGAUACUGCAAGAACCAUAAAAGCAGUAGUAUCGUUAACAAAUGCACCAGGACAACCAAUUGUGGAUGAAAAUAUUAGCUUUCAAUUGAUAUCAUUUUGGGAUGAAUUUGCCAACACUUUAAUUGACGAUGCUGAUGUAUUAAAAGAGUUAUUUCCUACCCUUGUUGCCGACAACAAGCAAAGAAGUCAUGAAAUCUUGAUGGAAGUAGCUGUCUCCUACUUCAAAAAGAUUCAAAAAAACUCUGACGACACAUCUCAAGAGUUUGCACGCUAUCGUGUUUUGGUUUCCGACUUGUUCAUUGUAUUUUACUCAAUUUUGGGUGUUCCGAUUUAUGCAACAUUGUGCAAUACUGUGGGAACUGAUAUAACCCAAAGUGAGGCAGCAUUAUAUUUGUUACAUAAAAUCACCAUUGAUAUUCAGUUUUUUGAUGAAGAAGAUAAUGAUGAGAACUCAAACACUUUUCCAUUGGUACAAGAAAUUGCGAAACUAUUCGAGAGGAACAUAAUCACGUUGGUGGAAAACCAUAUCGACAAUGAAUGCAUCACCACGAGUUUACUAAAUUUCAUUUCGGUGUUGCCAUUCUUUUACAAGUCAAAAGUAGGAAGUCAAUUUCUUGCGCCCAGUUUUAAUUUCUUGUUUAGAGUGAUUACAACUCGCAAAAUUGGAACCUUGCCCCUUAUAGCAUCACGUACUGUCUAUCGUAUUUGUCAAGACGCUGAAGAGAAUCUUGUACCUUUCCUCCCACAGUUAGAAUUGGUCUUGGUUGAAAUGUUGCAAAAUCCAGACAUUGACAACGUUAUUCGUGAAAGAAUCACCAAUUCAUACAUUUCCAUAGUUCGGUCAAGAAAGGUAGCAUCGGAAUUGGGCGAUCAGAUAUUUGCAAUUUUACAAGUGAUUGAUCAACAAAGGGCUAGGAUUAACGACGAGCUAUUGGAAGAUUAUGCAAUCAGUUUAGUUGCCUGUAUUGAUGAAAUUGGAAAAGCUUGUGCAUACCCCGAAGAGGUCGAGGAUUAUUUCAGUGAGGAUCAGAUACAACAAGUCAAGGCAUAUUGGAAUGAAGAUCCCUUACAAAUCAGAAGUUUAAUUUUGCAACAAUUGAGAGCAUUCUCACUUGACUCGCCUUCGUUAGCUGAAAAGACCAUUGUGACUGAGAAAUGUUGUAGCAUUCUCAAAUGUGGAUUUAAUGAACCUAUUGUUGGGCCAUUUACAUUUGAUUUGGAAUUGAUUUUCCAGUACAUUUUUGCCAAGUUGCAAGCUUCAACUCCACACUCAAUUGACUACUUGCACCAAUUGAUAAUCAGUGUUGUGCUAACGCAUGCUAAAGAUAUUGAUGAAACUCAAUUUGAAAACCUAUUGGUAAAGGCAUUUGUUGAUAUUCAAUCCAUUAUUGAUUCUGAUGAAGAUUUGAUCAAAUCGUCACUUGAUGUUUUUGCUGCCAUUGUUGACACUAAACCAAAAUUGAUCCUAUAUACCCCAGUUUUGGAAGGCUUUAUCUUUCCUUUUGCCUUGAAUGCGUUUGCCAAACACGAAGUUUCCAUCGUUCGAUCAACUGUCAAGUUUUGGAAUGCAUUAAUCACUACAAAGAAAGGAGUUCAGCAAGAUCAGGAAGUGGUGAGACAUUGGAUGACAUCAGAACAAAAUGGCACUAGUUUAGGCUUCCAGUUAACUAAUCAAUUAAUGAGCGCAUUCAUAGCUUCGCCAAGAUCAAGCUUAGAUUAUUACUAUCCUUUGUUUAGAUACCUCAUCAACAAAUAUCCAUUGGAAGUUAAAACGUGGCUUUCAUUCAUAGUGGAUAAUACUUUAAUGGGUAAAGACAAAUUGGAUCAUAAUGCUAAACGUCAAUUUGUCAAUAAAUUGAUGCUUACAAGAGGUCAAAGAAUGGCUCAUAAUGUGCUUAAGGAUUUCUGGUUAGCUAGUUGGGGGUUGAGUGUGUAG
Messenger RNA from Lodderomyces orthopsilosis Co 90-125, 2955 nucleotides. It is a transcript of the gene PDR6, whose product is annotated as Pdr6p. Lineage: Eukaryota; Fungi; Ascomycota; Pichiomycetes; Serinales; Debaryomycetaceae. Bases 1 to 2955 code for a protein of 984 amino acids. The transcript has 2 exons. The record is from RefSeq and is a predicted model, not a curated record. Gene Ontology annotation, biological process: protein import into nucleus. Gene Ontology annotation, cellular component: nuclear membrane; cytoplasm.